Messenger RNA from Linum tenue, 2130 nucleotides. The record is from the annotation of a GenBank genome assembly. Lineage: Eukaryota; Viridiplantae; Streptophyta; Magnoliopsida; Malpighiales; Linaceae.
GUCAUCUCCACCUCUCGAGAGUCGGGACCAAGUAGAACGGAACGAAGGGUUUGCAACUUGGAACAAGCGGAACAGCUCCGCUAGGGUUUUCUUCUCUAUUUGCAUCUGCGAUUUCCUCAUCUCGCUCGCUUCCCGUGAGCUUCAGGUGGCUGCUGUCUUCUGGGCAGAUGUGUGUUUGUGUUGUUGAUUUGUAGAUGUUUUGGGCUCUGGGAUCUUCAGUUGCAGGUUUGUUUAACGGUUCGUUUUUUCUUGUGUUGCAGAUUUCAUUGACGCAAUGUCUCGCGUUUACAUUGGUAAUUUGGACCCGCGGGUUAGUGAGCGUGAACUUGAGGACGAGUUCCGGAAAUUUGGCGUGAUCAGAAGUGUUUGGGUUGCCCGGCGUCCUCCAGGUUAUGCCUUUAUUGAAUUUGAUGACAAAAGGGAUGCUCAGGAUGCUAUUCAUGAGCUUGAUGGUAAAAAUGGAUGGAGAGUUGAGAUGUCUCACAACUCGAGAGGAGGUGGUGGUAGAGGUGGAGGUGAAGGUGGUAGAGGUGGAGGUGGUCGGUUUGGAGGUUCGGAUUUGAAGUGUUAUGAGUGUGGAGAGCCUGGUCAUUUUGCACGCGAAUGCCGCUCACGUGGUGGUUCAGGAAGAAGACGAAGCCCCAGUCCGAGAUACAGAAGGAGUCCCGUUUAUGGCCGAAGGUUAUGGAGUUACAGUCCUCGUGGUGGAAGAUCUCCCAGACGCCGGAGUGUUUCGCCCCGCCAACGCAGCUUCAGCAGGUCACCACCACCAUACCGUGGGCGUGAAGAGGCACCAGCCUAUGCCAAUGGCAAUGGUCUGAGGGACAGGCGCCGGAGCAGGAGUUAGAUAUCUUAAUAUCAAUAUCACAGCUUCUUUGAAGCUUGUUGGGUUAGACGUGUUUAUUGUGUUUGCGCUUCACUACUACUGUGUUGGGGCUCUGCUUCUGAGAAUUGGAUAAGUUUCCUUCCAACUUAUGUGUAUGUUAAACUCGUUUUAUUUGUUGAGCUGGAUUGUUCCUACUAGUUGUGCUAAAGACUUAUGGUUUUCCUUUCUGUUGAGGUUUCAUCUGCGCCUGCUUCAAAUCUUCGGUUGGUUUUGUGCUUCUUCAAUACCGGUUUCAUUCUCUGCUGCCCAUCUUCCGUUGGUUUUGUGCUUCUUCACUUCCAGUUUCAUUCUCUGCUGCCCCUGCAUUUGCGACCUUCAAUUUUGAUUCGGUGGGGUCCCUACUGCAUAUCUAGAUGCUUCUGCUUGAUUGAACUCUCCUGGCCAUGGUCUAGUUCUGUUUGAUUGAAAUCUCCUGCUUACGAUGCUCCGCCCUCAAAUUCUAUCGGCAUUUCAUGUGUUUAACGUAAAAGUGGGCCUCCUUCAAACUCUUCUGGCAGUCCAAGUGCUGACAGUUCCAAGUUUGUCCUGCGUGUUGAAGUGGCUCUUCACUCAUCAUGUGCUGGGGACUUUGAACUGCAUCAUCUAAAGGAACGAAUUCCUCUGGGAAUCUACUGUAUCCUUUGCUGAGUGGAGAGGCUAUUUUCCUUAAAGUGGCUCAGCUAUCCAAGCCUCACUGGAGCCUUGGUUUGUUCAUAUCUAAAGGAACAAAAUUCAACUGAGAAUCUACUGUGCCCUUGUCUGAUUCGAGAGGCUAUUUUUCUUCAAAGGGCUCAGCAAUCCAUGCCUCGUUGCAGCCUUGCUUGGUUCUUGGUUUUAUAGCCUCUGUUUCAUUCGAAAAAGGAUACAGAUACUCCACCCGUUGCAGGUAAAUCGUUUGUGGGGUUGUGGUACUCGGUUUUAUCUACGUAGUUAAUGUCAUCUCGUCUGCCGACAGUAGUGCUGUGCGGGGAAGAUGAUGAUGCUAUGCACCUUAGUCUUUAGGUGGAGUUCUCGUCUCUGAAAGCUGAUGAUUGAGCGGUGGUUAACUUUGUGCUAUUUGGUGUAUGUCUUGAUCUGAUUGUAGUGUAUGAAUUUCCGGAUUGUAAGAUGUCGCUUCCCUUUUGCCGAGGUUUCUGCAGAUAUGUAGAUUAAGACGGUUUGAUUAAUGUGUCAGCAGUUGAUGCACUUAUUUGGUUUCACCUUGUGCACUUUCUUUACCUAAACUUUCUGCUUCACCUCAUUCAUAUUGCACCCAUUGUCUACGG